This is a messenger RNA of Candidula unifasciata, 225 nucleotides long. The record is from the annotation of a GenBank genome assembly. Lineage: Eukaryota; Metazoa; Mollusca; Gastropoda; Stylommatophora; Geomitridae.
AUGGAUUCGUUACUGAUUGUGCAAGUAUUUGACUGGGACCUGAUCGGUGUCGAUGAUCUGAUUGGAGAGACCAAGAUCGAUCUGGAGAAUCGCUACUACAGCCGUCAUAGAGGCACCUGUGGGCUGGCGCAGAAAUAUGAAUUUGUUGCCAGUUUACGUUACAAGAAGAAGAAAACGAAUAGGAACGCGGGUUAUUGCUUUUGCGGCAAAUGUCUUCCUGUGUGA